CGCAUCAUCUUUAAACAACAUGGAGUUCGUGUUCGCCGCUUUGGCUUCUUGACAGCUACGUUUGCCUCUUGUUUCACCGUUAACGAUGCCGUUCGGUGUGAAACCGAUGUGCGCAACAUGCAAGACUACCGUUUCUUCCAUGUGGCGGAAGAACGAGAAGGGCGACGUCAUGUGCAAUUCGUGCGCGCUGCGCGGACACACGGCGUCGACGGAACCUGAGCAGUCAGCUGCUAAGGAGACGAACGGGAACGGCUGCCCUUUCACGUUGCGCAAAAGUACCAGAGCAAAGAGCUCCAAAUUGAGGCAGCAGCAGCAGCAGGCAAAGACAGCGGCACCUAAAGGAAAAGGUCGUCGGGCAAUUUUCAAAAGAACGCCUUUGAGAGCACCAACUGCUGUAGCAACAUGCGUUACCAGUGAUUACGUGUUUUUUCGGGGCACCUACUACCAGGUGGGGGACAUUGUGGCCCUGAUGGAUGAGAACGACGACACCUACUAUGCUCAAAUUCGAGGCCUGCUGCAAGACCAGUAUUGCGAGAAAAGUGCAGUCAUCACGUGGCUGCUUCCUACUUCGGAGAGCCCCAUGGACCACUUCGACCCUUCCACCUAUAUUCUGGGACCAGAGGAGGACAUUCCUCGGAAGUUGGACUACAUGGAGUUUGUUUGCCAUGCUCCUUCUGAGUACUACAAGGCCCGCAAGUCACCGUACCCUCUGCAAAAUCCUCCAGGUCCCGAAUGUGGUUUCAUAUGGACUAGGAUUGGCCCUCAGAUCAGGCCCAUUCCCACCCAGGAGGAAGUGUUUGGAACAGUGUAGGUGAACGUUCAUGACAGGCGUGUUUGGCUGUGUUGCUGGAGACAUCAGCAAGAUGUUAGAUCUGACUGAACAGUGUUUCAUGUUUUCUGUUUUUUUUUUUUUUUUUUUUUUUCCAUGUGCCCAGUGCUUCAGUGAACGACAUUAUGCUCGAGUGUUUUGUAUCAAAUUUCUGCCUGAGAUGUUCUUUUGUGUGUAGAUGUAACUGCAUUGAACGAGAAAGCCACAGUGGAGUUGCGACAUGACGAGCCUGUUACGGUGUAAUAGGGUGCAAAAGGAUAUGAAGUAAUGUCAAGAAAAAUCAUCCCGCUGUUACUUCGUAUCAUUUCUCGUCCUUUUACGCCAUGACAAAUAGUAUAAACCAACUAGCCCAGCAACAAGUAGCGAUCCGUAACAAGCUUAGUUGCAGUGCCAUUAGUAGGAACUUUGCAUUGUUUAGUGCAUACUACUGCUGAAGUCACAGGAGGAAAAAAAAUAACAAAGUGGGAAACAAAACUGCACAUCAGCAUACAUAUUCGCAACUUUCACACACCAGUGUGUCCUUGAAAUAGCAAUUUAAUUACUGGCCUCUGCGAUAUGGGCAGCUUAUAAAUUUUUAGGCAAAGAAAUAAGUGCCAGCAAAUUGCCUAUAAAUGGCAUUCCAAAUAAUGUGCGACAUGGAAUUAUGUGGAAGAUUUUGGUUUGGUUGUUGAAACAGUGCAAAAAGAAAGUUGUAAGUCGAAUGAGUCGGGAAGAAAACUUCACGCAACUGCUAUUUACAGUCCACUUCACGUAAAAGGAUGCAUCAUGUGAGGUCUGCCUUCAAAAUGCUAAUCGCAUUAUCCCAGCAUCUGAAGUGUGCAGAAAGUACAAUUCCACAAACACCAGAUCUCCAGCAGUCACUGCAUCCCUGUAUUUUUGUCACUUCAGCCCAGAUUUUAUCUGUGUGCGUGUGCACCUGUGUACUCCUCAAAAGCAGAAAAACAGGAAAGAAUUGAAAAGAGAAGCGAUGCUUCUUUUUAAUCACUUUUUAGAGCUCAGUUCUUACGCACUCGUUCCUGCGGCGAGUGUCUGCAUUGUCCACAGUGUAACCGAGCAAACAAGCACAGUGAAAGAUGAGAGCAAAUGCAGAGCACGGCAGUGGAUGAAAAAACUCGGCAAGGUCAAGGAGGCGCACAGAGAAAAACGGAGAGGAGGGUGCAGUGGAAUCAUUAGGCGGAAAGUGGAAGAGGGUAUGGCGAAAGCGUGAGAAGAAAAAGCGUGGUGCGGUGACGACGGCUAUGAGAUAGUGACAAAGUAGUAUGUGUCGUCUAGAAGGUUUUUCAGCGGCAGCUGCUGUGAAUCGCGCGCAUACAUCACCCACACGCUAACUCUCACAAUCUCCAGAUUAGCGAGGCAGUUGCACCACACUUCGCUCCGUUUCUCAUGUGCCACAUGGGACAGAUUGUCUGUGUCAGCCAAUAUAUCGUGAAAUGAAAACAUAUACAGCUGCGUUCAGAUUUUGCAUUAGGGAGAAUUGUAAUCGUUCGUGAGUUUUUUUUACUUUCCACGAGUACUUUGCUGCUAACCAACCUCUUGUCGAAGUCUCCUGCUGGUUCCCCGAGGGAAUGCAACACGCCACAUCAUCUGCAGUUGGACUGCUGCGGAGUCGUUCUUUCCAUUUGGCCACGAGAUGCAAAACCCAAUUCUUUGUUUACCAUAUUUAGCCUUGUAAGGCCUGUCUUCGUGUAACGCCCACAUCCCUACUUUGUAACACAAAAAUUUGGGAGAAAAAGUUUCACUAAGCAUCACACGCAUGCUGGUUAAAUUGUGAAAGCUGCUAAUAGAUGGUACUAGUCCCUGUUCGUUGGCAUUAGUGUCAUCAUCACUGUAAGCUGCCGGAUCAUGAAGCAUAGGUCCAAUGCAUCUCAACAGUACUGCCUGUGCUGCAGUGCAUUGUUCUGCUGCAUUGUGCCUUCUGGCUCGUUCCACUGGUGACAAUAAGUAGGCACCUGACGGCAUAUACUGCAGCCUUCAAGCUCCAGGUGAUUGCAUGGGUAGAAUAUAGUAGAUGUAUGGCUGAGUGUAAGUUUGAAGUGGACAAAAAAUGUAUGUGUUGCUGGUGGCCUCAGAAAGAACUCACCACCACCAACCGAACCGAAAGACAUUUUGAGGUAAACAGUGCAAGUUACCAAGAUUUGAGGAAGAAGUUGCGCUUUAUAUAGCAGUCUUGAGUGCAAUUCGAAGCCUAACAGCCAUAAGCCUGCCUCAUGUAAACUCUGUUAUAAAUUUGGCAGUUUCAUGCUAUGGGUGAGGCAUUGACAGUGGCGGCACGGUUUAGCAUUGGGGUUGAACUCCUUGGAUAGUAUUCUAACCAUAUGUGAGUGCAACAUGUUGGCGUGAUGCAGCAAGAAUGUAACUUUUGUUGGGGAGAGGGAACAGCACCCUGGCAGCUGCCAGGUAUCUCGCAAAGCUGGCGUGAUGAAGAGCACCGCCACUCAAGUUGCAGGCAUCGCACCUCGAUGGUGCACGAGGUGCGACUGAUGAAAAACCGUCAGUGUUAGUGGGUGUUCAGUGAAUCAUUAGAUAAUGUCAUCUUGACAUUUACUGCACGUUUUGCUCAGACCCGUGCACACGCAUAGCGGCUCGGCAAGACUGCUAGUGUGCUUGUGGUUUUGCAUGCGCACGCUGCCAGUGCCGUUCUUCUCUAGAAUGUGCACCUUGGGGCAGUGGCACAGUCGGCUUGAUGUCCGUCGUGCUGUGUAGCCACCACACCACCUUUAAGUUGUGAAAGUUGCGAAUACUGUGGCCUGUACCUCAUGCAAAGGCCUUCUCUAUGGUGCCAAACCUGAUGUGAAAGGUUAUCCCCCCCUGCUUUCUGUCAAAAUCUGCAAUGUAAUUGUUCGUGUUGUUUGCACCCAGGCCAUUUCGUGAGGAAGAGUUAAAGGAGUAUUUUGGAAAUUGUAGAAACUCUACCUGCUGCUUCUUACAACUAAAAGGAUACACUUUGCAAGGGCAAGAUUAGGAAGAUAUUUUGUUGACCUGGUGUCAUAGGGAAAUAAUGACAGAAAGCAAAAUCUGCUGAUGUUGAGUGGAAGUAAGGCACCAUGUUGAUUUUGUUAAAAAAUAAGUUGGAGAGUGCUGCAUGGAUUUCUUCUGGCUGGACUUGUGUACAACAGCUGCACAUUCGUGCGAACAGAACGAGCCAUUGUGUCGUGAUCGUAGGUCGGCAUACUCGUUUGCCAGUACACUGACUCAUACUUGCUACUCUCUCAUUUCACAGGCAUGAGAUAGAGCGUUAGGGAGCGACAAAAGGUGUGAGUGGAUGCAAGUGUAAAUGGGAGUGAGUUCCGGCUAAAGCGAGUGUCAGUGAUGGUGAGUUUGAGUGCGAGUAUGAACGUGGCUGACUCAACGAGUGGGAGUAGGUAUUACUGUGUAUGUGAGUGUCAGUAAGUGUGAUUGGAAGCGACUAUGAAUGUGUGCACAUGAGUAUGAGUGAGUAUCUUAUUCUGCUAACCUAUGAUCACAAAGUCAUGAUACAUCCACUUCUUGGAUACCAGAACAGAAAAUGGUUCAUAGUAACAAGUACAAUAAUAAAUUAUUUAAGGCACUUUAAUGCUUGCCAGUAAUUUUUCUUCCCUUUAGAGAAUUUGGACCAUUUCAUCUGCUGUUGUCACGCUGCAGAAUUGCAUGUCCAGAAAUUUUGUGAAGUGUUGACCAUUUGUAUUUCCUGCUUGCACACCAUCAUCUCAUGCCUUCUAUGCAUAUUGCCUUUCUUGUUGUUGCCAUUCCUUACGUCCGGUAUCGUGUUGUUUUAAUCUGAGAGCAUUACUUGACUCGUUGUGCAACACCGCUGUCAUCAGAAAGCCGUAGCAGAAAAAUGGCACACAGGUGACUUCAUUUUCAUCUAACUAAAAGAAAAAGUGGGCGUGGAGGAUUCAAUCCUUUGCCCCACCACCACUGCUCCAUAGCCGAGUGCGCCAACCACUGCACCAGCAUUUCGUUGUGCCACUGUUGCAACAGGCGGCAGUGAUGAAUAUCUCCGAGGCUGUGCACGUGGUUGGGCUCUGCCUGGCGAGCAAUUCACUAGACGGGGUGUGACAGGAGUAGUGCCACUGUCGGCACUAUGGAGUCUUCAUCAUUUGAAAUUGAAUCACUCACAUCUACAUCAUCAGGAGAGACUCUCUCGGUGAACGCACAAAAUAGGUAGUAGAGACACCUGGGAGACCCUGCUGCGCAGCUCGGACUCUGAGCCCCAGCUCUGGCUCGUCCAACUGGCUGAAGAGGCUACUGGGACCCAAGACCUCCCAGCCUGCAUCUGAGGUGGCGGCACUCGCACCCUGACCUGCGUGUCGGGGGGUGGGUAGAUCACCUUAUCUGUUGGACAAUAAAGUUUAUUCUAUCUAUCUAUCAGGCGAGACAGCAAAGCCUGGCUGGAGGCACCAGUUCACUGCCAACGAAGCACGAAACCAUCACAACACAGUGAAACGUGCGAAGUGAGCUACUGCAGUGAAACAAUGUUCCCCACCCAAGUCGCCGGCAAUGCGAAGGGCAGAGCGAGCGGCUGUGGCACGUUCGGCAACAAGUAAUGCUCUCGCAUUUAUGCAUGUUGAGAAUUGCUCAGCUGCCCCCAUAGUUUUAAUGCAUAAGUGUUCUGGCCUCAUUUGCAUCACUGCUUGGGCAUCAUUGAUUAUUUGUGCCGUAUUAUCGAGAUGAAAUUAAGUUACCUCAUUGUGUUCUUGUAGUUCAUAUCGUGAAUGCAGCUUUUGCAUUGACCUGCAAUAGUUCUUCAAUCAACUAUAAUCCUGACCUUUUUGCCCCCACCAGAUUGGAGCACAGUGCCAUAAUGGCAAUGCAACAAUUUGGCUUGAGCUCACUUGUCAGGAUGAGUUUUUACCGGCAUUACGAAGUCUGCUUUGUAGCAUCGUGCUGUCGUUAGAUGGGAAACGAAAAAUUUCACGCAAGUUUAUUUGGUCAAAACAAACCUUACAAGUUGCCGGCAAUUGGUCACAUGCAUGCACACUGUCACGAUUUCAAGAUUUAGGAAAAGCAUGCACUAAUUAUUAUUACACAACUUGAUCUUGCUUUUAUGCUGCAUAAAAUAUCCUACAUUGUUGCAAAUGUUAGUUGUUGCAAUCGUUACUUUUUGUUUGUGAGUACGCUUAGUGAGAAUUCUGCUGUGCCAUUUUAGUCUUAUAAGUGACGUCCACAUUGCACAGCCCCUCUCUCCUCCCCCACUAAGCGAUGACUCCCUUACAGUAAUAAAAACCAAAAACUUUAUAUCUGAAGGAGGGAAGAGACACAUGUAGGAACUACUACAUUGUGCUACAGCGUGUGAGCAUAAUAUUUUUAUUAAGCACUGUCCGACUUCAAAACCUUGAGGUAGUCAGGUAAUGCGGAAUCUCCGUAAUUGGAACUUUGCAGGAUGGCGUGUUUAAACAUGCCAUAGCCUCAGCAUUUAACUUAAAGGAAAAGUGAGGUUCUGAAUGUUUUCUUUAAAAGAAAAGAAAAGUAAGACAACUUCGUGGCCUAGGAAAGCCAUAUGCUGAAUUUCUCGUUUUCAAACCUUACGGCAUCUUCGGCUGGUCCUUUCGGAAUGCUCUCACGGACAGGGUUGUCUUCAACUGGUCAAAAGAGAGUGCUCACCUUGCAUUCGGCUGGUUCCUUUUGAUCAUGCUCCUUCCACAUCAAGCGCUCUCCCACAACAGCAUGUGAGUGCCAGUUUUCCCUCUACACAAUUAUUUGAAAUUUUAUCCUCAACUGAAAUAAAAGUGUGAAAGGCAUGGAUAAUCACGAGCCAACUCGAAAACAACCAUUAGUAGCAGCUAACCAGAGCAGUGAUGCAAGACAGAGAAUGCCAAAGGCAACCGGUGAUGUCAUGGGCGCCAUUUUUUGGACUCCACGUAUUCUUUUGGUGACGAACAUCUGUACUGUUCUCUUUGUCUUCAGUUUAGCCGGCUUGCCAUGUCGUGACGUUUAUAGGCAUUGAUCUCUUCUUGAACAGGCAUUGUGUUCUGUGGCCACAACUAGGUUAUGUGUCCUAUAUUUUUUGGGCUGACAGUUCACUUGCAAUCAUCUGUUCAAUUUUGAAACAUACUGUGUGUUCUGACUCUUUGGCUGUAAUGAAAUAGUGAACAAUAAAAGGUAGCAACCAACA
Molecule: messenger RNA, 6923 nt
Organism: Dermacentor andersoni
Lineage: Eukaryota; Metazoa; Arthropoda; Arachnida; Ixodida; Ixodidae
Product: GATA zinc finger domain-containing protein 1
Biological process (GO): regulation of DNA-templated transcription; chromatin organization
Cellular component (GO): nucleus
Molecular function (GO): zinc ion binding; sequence-specific DNA binding
Source: RefSeq, a predicted model, not a curated record